Dermacentor andersoni is the source of this 1267-nucleotide messenger RNA. RefSeq names its product probable thiopurine S-methyltransferase. Lineage: Eukaryota; Metazoa; Arthropoda; Arachnida; Ixodida; Ixodidae. Gene Ontology annotation, molecular function: thiopurine S-methyltransferase activity. The record is from RefSeq and is a predicted model, not a curated record.
CGCGUUGUUGUUUUAUAGCUUGCACGUAACCUAAUUUUAUGCGAUGAGCAGACUAGCACCGGCAGAAGUGACAGGCGGUGAAGCGACACUUGUAGAGUGUUAAGCGACAGCACGCGAGCAGCGAAAGUGUGCUUUUUUUUAACCGAGGAAGGAAGAGAACUUUCAUGUUAUCAAUGCCUGUUGUGUGUGUAGAGCUCGCAUGUGCGUAGGAACUACAGUAAUAUUUAGCUGUCUGUGUAUGAUACCGCUACCAGUAUGACCGUACAACAGAUGAUGCAACAAAUGUAAUGGUAGUUGUGUAUUAAGCUUGUGGACAGCGCAACCAAACUCCGCGGAUGGCCGACUACUAGUUACCGACACGUUUUGGUGUUGCAUAUUUCGCAGCGACAUGCCGGACACUGGGCACGCUGAGGCGCCGUUACGCGACUAUUGGACGCGACGGUGGAGCACGAAAGACUCGCCUUGGAUCCGACACGGUAUCCACGCUCUCCUUCGGGACAACGCAUCAGCAGUCCUAGAUGGCAAGCGUGAGGGAACCGUGUUCCUCCCCAUGUGCGGAAACGCCAGCGAACUCAAGUGGUUCUACGACCAAGGCUUCCGCGUGGUGGGUGUUGAGUUUCUGGAGACAGUGGUUCGCAGCUUCUUUGCCGCCAAUGACCUGACAGCUCUGGAAGGCCGCUCUGCCGUAAACGGCUGCAAGAUCCUGCAUACACCCGACUCAAUGUUGAUCAUCUAUAUCUGUGACCUGUACACCUUCAGCAAGGACUGCGAAGGUACCAUGGACAUCGUGUGGGACCGUGGCGGCCUGGUGUCCGUCAAGGAGGACGACAGAGACCGAUACGUCGCGCUUAUGAAGUCCCUCUUGGCGCGCAAUUGUUCCUACGCCUUGUACGCCACCGAGUACGACGACACCGGUUUCCAAGGCUUUCCGCGGAACAUUUCACUUCCUUUGAUUCGGGAGCUCUACGGGGAAGACUACGAGAUCAACCAGCUCGGUGUCACCUUCAUUGAGCGCUCUUAUGUGGAAACAAAAGUGAUCAAGGAAACGCUCUGGCACCUAAAGAAGCGAAGUUCUCGGAGCUAGCGGUCUUACAGCUGGAAGGAUGGAAGGGUUACAUUAUGGAUAUCGACAGGCCUGCAUUUUCACAACGCACUUACCCUUCCGGCAGCUUGCUCCAUUCUGCGGUGCUCUUCGGGACAAAGGAGUCAGCGAAGAGGCACUUCCUGGGCCACUAUGCUUGUAUAUUUAGGAAAUAAAUCAUUUCAC